AUGGCGUCCUCCUCUGGGACAGCACAACUCGGCGAGCCGCCCGUUCAUGACUCGGAGCCGGCAUCGCAGCUGCUCGUCGACGCGACAAGCCCCUUCACCAUCCUCCACGCCUCACCCGCCUGGUGCCGCCUGACCGGCUACACGGCGGCGAUGGCCGUUGGCCGGCCGAUCGCGUUCCUGCACGGGCCCCUUACGUGCAGCGAGACGCUGACUGCACUGGGCGUGGCGAUGCAAUACGGCAAGCCGCUGCGCGUCAUGCUCGUCUCGUACACCGCCAACGGAGAGCCCUACCUCAACUGCGUCGACUCUCGGUGA
Messenger RNA from Emiliania huxleyi CCMP1516, 315 nucleotides. RefSeq lists its product as hypothetical. The coding region runs from base 1 to 315 and encodes 104 amino acids. The transcript has a single exon. The record is from RefSeq and is a predicted model, not a curated record. Lineage: Eukaryota; Haptophyta; Isochrysidales; Noelaerhabdaceae.